Molecule: messenger RNA, 2075 nt
Organism: Callithrix jacchus (white-tufted-ear marmoset)
Lineage: Eukaryota; Metazoa; Chordata; Mammalia; Primates; Cebidae
Gene: FAM167B
Product: family with sequence similarity 167 member B
Source: RefSeq, a predicted model, not a curated record
AGCAGCUGGGAUGGGAAUUUGGUAGAAAUGCAGAUUACCAGACUCCGCCCCAUACAUACUGAAUCAGAAACUCUGGUGGUGGGGCCUAACACUCUCAGCAAGCUUUCUAGGUGAUUCCAAUGCAUGCUGAAGACAUUCCUAGGUGUUGGAAAUACUCUGUUGCUUGAUCUGGGUGCUGGUUACAUGGAUGUGUUCAGUUUGGAGACUUCAUUGAACCAUGUAUUUAUUUAUUUAUUUGCUUAUUUUUUGAGAUGGAGUUUCACUGCUUUUGUCCAGGCUGGAAAUGGUGUGAUCUUGGCUCACUGCAACCUGCAUCUCCUGGGUUCAAGUGAUUCUCUGGCCUCAGCCUCCUGAGUAGCUGGGAUUACAGGUGCACACCACCACACCCAGCUAAUUUUGUAUUUUUAGUGGAGAUGGGGUUUUACCAUGAUGUCCAGGCUGGUGUUAAACUCCUGGCCUCAGGUGAUCUGCCUGCCUUGGCUUUACAAAGUGUUGGGGUUACUGGCAUGAGCCACCUCGCUCUCAUACAUUUAUGAUAGAUACAAUUGUUCUGUGUGUAUGUUAUGUUUCAAAACAAAGUUUAAAAAAGCAAACUGCUCUGGUUGAAGCCCUGGGAGGGGCAGGGAGAGGGAGGGCAAGGACCUGAUCCACAGCUCUGCCCUUCCCCUGAAGGCAGCCCUUGAGGAACCUAUAGCUCCUUAGAGUAUUAGCCUGAAAUCCUUGAUCUGCCCCAACAGAGCUGAGAAGGUCAGUGACUUGCCCAAGGUUCCACAGAGCCAGCACUAGAACCCAGGUCUCCUGACUCCCAGGCCAGGGCCCUGGAGGCUAGUCCUUUGCCUAAGGUCUAGUGUCACAAGUAAGGACAAGGGGUGGCUAGGCAGCCUCCUCCCGGAUCUCAGCUCCCUUUACUUGGGUCUUGGGAAGAGGGCCAAGACUCUGGUGUGAAUGAUGCUUUUCUCAUCCUGGAGCAACUUCCUUUCUGGGAACUGGGUGUCUCCUUCUGGGCAAAGACAAUAAAAUUCAUCCAAAAGGCCAGAGGAGCAGGGUUCCUCCGGCCCCCACCCAGAUGGGUAUCACGUGGCUCCCAAGUUAGCAGUCCAGGAAAAUUCCAGCCCUUACACACUUGGCCUCACACACAGCCAUCUGCUCACUCAUCCUGGCACACUCAGCCCCCCUCGCCCACCUUGAACAUUGACCAUCACACACUCCCUGGAACACUCUUCUCACCCUCAGCUUCUACCACCUCUCCCUGGGCAAUAUUGCCAGCCCUUCCCUCAUCCCAGAGCUGCAGCUCUGCCCUGUCACUCACCUCAAACCUGCCAUGUCCCUGGGACAAAUGAAAUUCCAGGCGGUGGGCGAAGAGGACGAAGAGGAUGAGGAGGGGGAGAGCCUGGACUCUGUGAAGGCACUCACAGCCAAGCUUCAGCUGCAGACUCGGCGGCCCUCAUAUCUGGAGUGGACAGCCCAGGUCCAGAGCCAGGCCUGGCGCAGGGCCCAAGCCAAACCUGGACCAAGGGGAUCUGGGGCCAUCGGUGGCUUCGACUCAAUGGACUCUGCCCUUGAGUGGCUCCGACGAGAGCUGCGGGAGAUGCAGGCGCAGGACCGGCAGCUGGCAGGGCAGCUGCUGCGGCUGCGGGCCCAGCUGCACCGGCUGAAGAUGGACCAGGCCUGUCACCUGCACCAGGAGCUGCUGGAUGAGGCCGAGCUGGAGCUAGAGCUGGAGCCGGGGUACGGCCCGGCCCUAGCCCCACUGCUGCGGCACCUGGGCCUCACGCGCAUGAACAUCAGCGCCAGGCGCUUCACUCUCUGCUGAGGAACACCUGUGGGCCGCCCCUCCCCCAGCUUCCCCGCCCCCUCUCCCACUGCCGCUUCCCCUGCCUGCCUGAGAAGAGGGAAGGGAGGGGUGCCCCAGAGGCACCAGCUCCUGGCGGGGGAGCAGAAACAUUCAGGCUUCUGAGAGCUGAAUUCCAAGAGUGCAAAACCCUAGCAUCCUGUUUCCUCUGCUGCCAGCUGGGAGGGGGAGGAGAAGGAGCUCACACCCACAAAUCCUCAAUAAACGUCCUGUCCGCUUCCCA